AAUCCAUCGCAGCGGGAGAAGAGAUGCACUUUACAAAGAAAACCUGCUGCUGAGAGGCUGCACCAUCCGCAACACGGAGGAGGCUGUGGGAAUCGUCAUUUACGCAGGUCACGAGACCAAAGCUAUGCUCAACAACAACGGCCCGCGCUACAAGCGCAGUAAACUGGAGCGACAGAUGAAUGUAGAUGUGUUCUGGUGUGUCAUCAUCCUGCUGGUCAUGUGCCUGUUUGCUGCUGUCGGUCAUGGGUUGUGGAUGUUUCAGUACGGAGAUAAGAGACCCGUGUUUGACGUUCUUAGUCCAGAGGGGACGGACUUAUCACCCAUCAUGUCGGCCAUUUAUCUCUUCCUCACCAUGAUCAUCGUCUUUCAGGUGCUGAUCCCCAUCUCCCUUUUUGUGUCGAUUGAGAUCGUUAAGAUCUGCCAAGUGUACUUCAUCCAUCAGGACAUGGAUCUGUACGACGAGGAGACGGACUCUCACCUGCAGUGCAGAGCUCUUAAUAUCACCGAGGACCUCGGCCAGAUGCAAUACAUCUUCUCUGACAAGACGGGCACGCUGACGGAGAACAAGAUGGUGUUUCGCCGCUGCACUGUGGCGGGGGUGGAGUACUCCCAUGAUGCCAACGCGAGGAGGCUCGCCAUGUACCAGGAGAUGGAUUCUGAGGAGGAAGAGUGCACGUCUCACGGUGGCACCCUGCCCAGACGGGACAGUGUGACCAGCCACCAGAGCGCCCGCGUGGUGCUGCGCUCCCAGAGCACAAAGUCCCACCGCAGGACGGGCAGCAGGGCGGAGGCCAAAAGAGCCAGCAUCCUGUCCAAGCACACGGCCUUCAGCAGCCCCAUGGAGAAAAAUAUCACCCCCGACCCUCAGCUCCUCAACAAAGUCAACGAAUGCAGCAGUCAGCUGGACUUCAUGCGCUUUCACAGCCAGCCCACAUCCACGCUGCCCUCUGACCUCGCCGACAUCAUCGAUUUCUUCAUCGCUCUCACCAUCUGCAACACGGUGGUGGUGUCGUCCCCGAACCAGCCCCGGCAGAAGGUCCGCAUGAGGUUUGAGAUGAAGUCUCCAGUUAAGACCAUCGAGGAUUUCAUCAAACGUUUCACCCCCAGCCGUCUGACCUCCGGCUCCAACAGCAGCAGCUCCUCCAGCCUCAUCACCAACCGCUCCUCCAACAGGGGAUGCUCCAGCAUGCUGUCGUCCCCGUCCGCAGAGAGCACGCUCACCAAACUGAACGAGGAGCAUCCGCCCGGCCUGGAGAACGCCUUCAGCGCCAUCCCGCCCUGCUACGACGGGAAGGCGUGGAACGCGGAGGAGGCCGAGCUGCGUUACGAAGCAGAGUCGCCUGACGAGGCUGCGCUGGUUUACGCCGCCAGGGCCUACAAGUGCUCGCUCGUCGGACGCCUCCCUGACCAGGUGACCGUGGAGCUGCCGCACCUGGGGAAGCUGAGCUUUGAGCUGCUGCACACGCUGGGCUUCGACUCCACCAGGAAGCGCAUGUCUGUGGUGGUCAGACACCCUCUGACGGAUCAGAUCACGGUCUACACUAAAGGAGCGGACUCUGUCAUCAUGGACCUCAUCAAACCCCCCGACACAG
Plectropomus leopardus (leopard coralgrouper) is the source of this 1592-nucleotide messenger RNA. Lineage: Eukaryota; Metazoa; Chordata; Actinopteri; Perciformes; Serranidae. The record is from RefSeq and is a predicted model, not a curated record.